Messenger RNA from Kwoniella shivajii, 2766 nucleotides. RefSeq lists its product as uncharacterized. NCBI's taxonomy places the organism in Eukaryota, Fungi, Basidiomycota, Tremellomycetes, Tremellales, Cryptococcaceae. Gene Ontology annotation, biological process: regulation of transcription by RNA polymerase II. The coding region runs from base 1 to 2766 and encodes 921 amino acids. Gene Ontology annotation, molecular function: RNA polymerase II cis-regulatory region sequence-specific DNA binding; DNA-binding transcription factor activity, RNA polymerase II-specific. Gene Ontology annotation, cellular component: nucleus. The transcript has 5 exons. The record is from RefSeq and is a predicted model, not a curated record.
AUGACUUCAGUUGAUGAAUCGAACUCAAGUCGUACACAUUCAAUGCUGCCUUCUCGGGAAAGUUCCACUCUCUCUACUCCAUCUACUGAGCUUCCUCAUGCAGCUGGAGAGAAGGGAGAGAUCAAGCCAACAACCAUCGAUAGAGGCAGAUGUAGAACACCAUCAUGCUCACCACCUGAUUUACCUCAAAUGCCAACGAUGGUAAGAAGGGUUUCUCAACUGUCUAACGUUUCUGAUUCUUCCAUAAACCUAAGUCUGGGUCAAACCAAUUCGAAUUCCAAUACUUCGUCUGGACCUGUCGGACAACAAGUCAUUGAUCCUUCAUUGAGGGAUCCAAGCCCUCCACCUGUUCCCGAAAUAGGUCUACCUUCUAUACAGUUAAAUGACUCCACGAUUCAUUCAAAUGAUCAUUUGCCAUCCUUACCAUUACCGCCACAGUCAUUUCCUUUGCCAUCAUGGCCGUCCCUACCUUCACUCAAUCUAUCGAUGGGAAUGGGACUAGGUAUGGGAGUGGGAGUGGCAAUGGCUGAAGGAGGAACAGAAACUCAACCUUCGACUCAACCGAAUUCUCCGACUUCUCCUACGAAUGUCUUAUGGCCGUCUUCGUUUGAAGGAAGUAUGACUGAUCUAGGUUCAUUCGGCGAUACACCAGAUCAAGGUAUGAGUGGGAAUAACUCAGAAAACGAUAAUGAAAUGGGAGGUGAGGAUCCUUUCCACUUGGUUGACAUUCAAUGCUCCACUGGGUUAGAUGGCGGUGCUGCUGCUGUUCCUGCUCCCAAGAAAAAGAGUCACGCUAGAAAGCAACCCGAAGGGCACAUCAAGAGAGCUCGAAACGCUUUCAUACUUUUCAGAAAACAUAUCACCGAUUCUAAUUUGAUUCCUCCAAGUGUAGAAGUGAAACAUCAGAACAUCUCAGUAGUAGCCGCGAAGAUGUGGAAAGAAGCACCUCAAGAAGUUCGUGCUAGAUUCCAAGAACAAGCUAGGAUAGAAAAAGAAGAUCACUCACGCAAAUUUCCGGGAUACAGAUAUCAACCUGUUUCUAGAAGAACCGAUAUCAUUCGACGACGAGUCAGGAAAGAUCCUGCUGAAGAUGAAAAAGUUGACGCUGUCGCAGAAGCGUUAAUUAAAGGUAAAUCAGGUGGUAAAUUAGAAGAAGAGAUCAAAGAUCAGAUUAUAGCAAAAGGUAACGAAAGUGAUUCUACAAGUAAUUAUAUGAGUGAGAGUAGUAGCAUCGGUACAAGUGCUAGUGCUAAAUCCAGAAGCCGCCGAAGGAGAGAUGUCGGUCAAUUAUCCAAAGGCGCAAUCAGAGCUCAGAAAGCCCAAGCUAGAGCAAAACAAAUGAGACAAAAUUUACUGGGAACAAACCUACUUAAUAUGUCAUUGUACAAUGCUGCCACCAAUAGAUUGGCUAAUAACGCUCAAUCACAACAUUUACCUCAUAAUGGAAACUUAAAUAUCGCUCACGGAUAUGGUGGCGGUGGUGGCGGUGGUGGCGGUGGUAAUGGAGGCGGAUAUGGAUCACAUCCUGGAGCGUCACAUUACAUGUAUACGAUGGAUGGUUAUGUUCCAGUCAUACCUGGAGCCAAUGUAGGAGGAGGAUCUUCUAUGGGAUACGAUAUUGAUGGUAGAUCAAUUCAUUUAUCUCAAUAUCAACAUCAACAUCAUCAAUCCUAUCCUACUCGUCAAGAAAUAUACAAUGGUAAUGAUCAAAAUGGCUACGUCACUCAAGGUGGGAUGGAAUAUAAUCAUCUUCAUCCUCAUGAUAGUGAAUUAGACAAUGAGAUGAUGUAUAGAUUACCUCCUAUAGAAGGUACGAUGAUGGACAUAGGAGGAGGUAAUGGAGAUAUAAACGCAUAUGAAAGUUGGUCAAACCAAAAUCAGAAUCAAGAUCAGCAGCAACGACCACAACAAGGUGCUCAUCGCCAAAUGAAUCCUGCGAACGCAGAUGAAUAUUGGGAUCAACAAAAUAUCAUUGCUGGACAUGGAGAUGAGAUGUACAAAAGCAAUUCAAAUGAACGUUCGUUCUAUGACACAUAUGAAAAUGAUCCUCAUUCAGACCUUGAGCUUGGACUAAGUCUAGGCCUCGGAAUUGAACAAGGUCAAGGUCAUGAACACGAUCUAGGAAUUCCUGUACAAACUGAAAAUAACGGAUUGGGUAUGGGUUAUAAAUUACCUUCACUGAUGACACUCGAUCAUAACCAGAAUCAGGGAAUAACCGGAGCAUCAGGAUCAGGAUCUGGAUCUGGAUCUGGAGUCGAAUCUGAAAGACCAGGAAAUCUAAUAGCCAAUGAGUAUACUAGAGAAUCAAGAGGUUCUACUUCUGGGCAUGGAAUCGGUGUUGCUGCUGGCUCAAGCUUCCUCAAAAACAAAGCUCAUGGAAAGGAGAAGGAAAGAGUAAAUUCAACUUGGUCAAAAUCAUCCUCUGAUAAUGAAGCUCAGGAACAACAGCAACAGCAACAGCAACAGCAACAGCAACAGCAACAGCAACAGCAACAGCAACAGCAACAGCAACAGCAACAGCAACAGCAACAGCAACAGCAACAGCAACAGCAACAGCAACAGCAACAGCAACAACAACAACAAACUCCCUCAGGACAUGUGUUGUUUAACGAAAAGCUGUUUGAUGGUGCACUAGGUACUGCAGGUUUGUCUUCGUCAGAUGGACCUCAAGAUCUAGAUGUGAACGGAAAACGGGACGAAGAUGAAGAGGCUUUGAGUAUGUUUAAUAAGGCUGUUGAACAGGUUGGAGAGAUCAGAAAUUGGUAA